Molecule: messenger RNA, 3007 nt
Organism: Anopheles gambiae (African malaria mosquito)
Lineage: Eukaryota; Metazoa; Arthropoda; Insecta; Diptera; Culicidae
Product: endoplasmic reticulum metallopeptidase 1
Exons: 2
Coding region: 140-2839 (899 amino acids)
Biological process (GO): proteolysis
Molecular function (GO): metalloexopeptidase activity
Source: RefSeq, a predicted model, not a curated record
CAUUGUAAACAAACCGGGUGCGAGCAAAUCGCUUGCCAAACAGCCACCGUGUCCACAAUUGUUUCGUCGGAUAAUUUGUUACGCCCUGCUGGAGUGUAAUUUGAAUGGUGUUGCACUAGAAACGCUAGAAAGCUGUUGGAUGGCGCUGUUGCUACCACUGUCGCGGUCGUCGUCAUCUUCAGUGCGCAAAAUGAAAGCGAAAGAAUCGAACUACGAUCCCAACAUUCACCGCUUACCAUGGUACGGUGGCUGGGUGCUGCUUGCAUUGGUGGCCCUUUGCGGUACGGUCAGCUACUGGUCCUUCUUCUACCUGCCACCGGCCCUGACCGCAGCCGAUCUCGCCCAGCAACCGCUUGUGUUCAAUGGUGCGCGCGCCUGGGACACACUGACCCAUCUGGAUGCACUCGGCCCAAAGACGACCGGUUCACGAGCGAACGAAGUGCGUGCGGUAGAGGUGCUGGAACGGGAGUUUUCCCUCAUCAACGCGUCGCACCAUCCCGCCCAGCAGGUGCUGUACGAGAAGCAGAUCGUCUCCGGCCAGUACGGGAUCAAUUUCUUCGGCAGCCAGAUGACCAGCGUGUACCGCCGGGUGCAGAAUUUGAUCGUGAAGCUCGUCGGUGCGGAAGACCGGCAUGCACUGAUGCUGAACUGCCACUUCGACUCCGUGGCCAGCAGUCCGGGAGCGAGCGAUGACUGUGGUAGCUGCGCGGUGAUGCUGGAAAUUCUGCGCGUACUAUCGCGCGCCCCGGAACGGAUCCGCCACUCGAUCGUAUUUCUGUUUAACGGUGCGGAAGAAACGCCACUGCAAGCAUCGCACGGUUUCAUCACGGGGCACCGGUGGGCACGGGAGGUGCGUGCCUUUCUGAACCUUGAGUCGGCCGGGUCUGGUGGGAAGGAGCUGCUGUUCCAGAGCGGACCCCAGCACCCGUGGCUGAUCGAGGCGUACUCACGUGCCGUCCGGCAUCCGUUCGGGCAGGCGAUCGGCGAAGAGAUCUUCCAGUCCGGGCUCAUACCGUCCGACACGGACUUUCGCAUCUUCCGCGACUUUGGACACGUGCCGGGGCUAGACUUUGCGCACAUCUUUAACGGCUACCGGUACCACACACGGUACGAUUCGGUGCAGUUCCUUUCGCCGGCGGUUUUGCAGCGAACAGGCGACAACAUACUGUCGAUGGUGAGACUACUGGCGAACGGUAAUCAGCUAGCAAACCGGGACGACGGUCAGUCCGAAGGAAGCAUGGUGUUUUUUGACUUCCUGGGUCUGUUUUUCAUCUCGUACACGGCUAUCGAGGGGACGGUGCUGAACAUUGUGGUGUCAAUCGCUGGUCUUGUGGUUGGUUGCUGGAGCGUACUGGCCGUCGUCGGUUGGAGCAACUGGCGCUCGAUGGGACGAGAGAUGUUGCACGGGUUUGUGGCCACGUUGGUCGGUUCCGGUGCUGGCAUAGGGCUCAAUCUGGCUACGGCUUAUGGAAUGGAUCGUGCCGUAGAUCGUUCGAUGUCGUGGUACUCUUCCUGCUGGCUUGUAGUCGGAUUGUAUUGCGUGCCGGUGAUGAUGUUGCUGUUUAUCGCCCAUCGUGAGUUCCACAGGCUGUUUAGCAAGUCGAAGACUGUCCUUUCGCUGACUCUCACAGUACAGGCACGAAUUGUAGGAGUGUUCCUUUUCUGGGCGCUGCUUACAAUUGGUGCGACCGUGUAUGGACUCCGUUCAGCUUACGUUAUUGCCAUAAUGCUUACCCUAGCACUGUUCAGCAUGACGCUCACCGCACUGCUCAAGCUGCAAUCCUUCCCUGGCGGCUACUGGCUUAUCAUCUACCUGCUCGUGCACAGCGUAGCGCUACUCUGGACCACGCAGUUCUACCACAUCUUCACCAACAUCUUCAUCCCCAUCACCGGCCGAUCGGGAGCGAAUGACAAUCCGGAUUUGAUCAUCGGCAUCGUUGCUGCCGCUUGUACCAUCUUCACGACCAGCUUCCUCGUCCCGCUGGUGAACUUGCUGCGUAAGCCGUACCGUACCAUCGGCACGCUGUUUGUACUUUUUCUGGCAGCUCUGGCCCUGGGAACAGUAUCCUCAUUCGGAUUCCCUUACACCGGCCCCGGUUCCUCGCCGUCUGACGCUCCCAAGGUACAGCGCAUUCUUGUGCAGCAUACGGUACGUCAAUUUUACGAACCCAACAGCACGCAAACGGUUCGUUCGGCUGACGCUGGCUACCUGUUUCGGCUGUGGGAUCGACACAACGAGCGUACGGUGCGCGAUGUGCUCGAAAAGCAAUCACCAGGGAAGGGUGCCAGCGCACUGGAGCCAACAGAGCUGCCAGAAUGCAAGCGGGAAGUAUUUUGCGGUAUGCCCGGCUCAGCUAUACGUUUCACCUCACUUUGGUCACCGCAGUUGAACCGUCCCAACACUCCGGAUAUGGUGAAACUCUCACUGGAUCGAUGGGAGGUCGUUCGCCGCAAUGCAAACGGAUCUAGCGUAAAGCUUACGAUCAGUCUCAACGGAAGUUUUCAAUCAACCAUACUCGUGCGCCCGAGACGCAAUGUGCGGCUCACUGGCUGGAAUCUCACACCGGAAGUGCCGGUAAAGUUGGCAGCCGCCGGUCACAAAGCGUACUUUUUACUCAUCACCCAUGGUCUCGCCGGAGAGCCAGUACCAUUGAUACUGGAUCUGGAAACCGAUAGGCAGUCGGACACGGUAGAACCUUUGGUGGACAUCAGUGUUACAUCAAACUUCUGGGAGUACCAUGAGCACUUCACGGAGGAAUUCAGUCGAUUCGUGGCAUCGUUCCCAAGUUGGGCACACGUUGUACCUUCCGUGACCGUGGUGAAUGUUUACACUUUUUAAUACAUUUUUUAAAUAUAAUUUAAAUGGUUUUUACACAGCGGUACGCUGAUUUUGCUCAAGCAAACCGCAACUCUUUCUCAUCUCGGGGGCAGUGGGUUAAUUAAGUAACUAGUAGUACCGUCGACUGACACAUGACUGAAAUAAAAAAAAGGAACUGAGCACACUCAA